AUUCCGACCACCAUUCAUCAUGUUGGCGCGUCGUCGGCCCUUCGUAGCAUCCUACGUGCGUCGCGCUGCUCUGCGAGCGUUGAGCAGUGCUGUCGCCCCUCCCCACUUCGAUGUGGUCGUGGUAGGCGGUGGACACGCGGGCUGCGAAGCUGCCGCAGCUGCCUCCCGAACCGGUGCUAAAACCGCAUUGGUGACGCAGAAGCUGGCAACAAUUGGCGAAAUGUCGUGCAAUCCGUCCAUUGGUGGAGUCGGUAAAGGUACUUUAGUGCGCGAAGUGGACGCAAUGGGUGGCCUCAUGGGCCAGGUGGCCGACGCGGCCGGUAUCCAGUUUCGUAUGCUCAAUUCGGCCAAGGGGCCAGCGGUGAGAGGCCCGCGAGCUCAGAUGGAUCGAGAUUUGUAUCAGCAAGGAAUACAGAAAGCACUACAGGAACUGCCGAAUCUCUGGCUGGUAGAAGAUGGAGUGGACGACCUCAUGUUGGAGAAGAUAAACCAGAGUAACGACGACGUAGAGGAGCGCGUGAAGGGCGUAGUGACGUCUUCAGGUCGCGAGAUUCAGGCUUCACAGGUGGUUAUUACGACGGGCACGUUCCUCCGUGGUAUGAUUUAUCAAGGACCCGAUAUUCGCAUUCCGGCAGGACGACACAUGCGCGACACGGCUGGCCUUGAGCCUCCAGCAGUUGGUCUGGCGCAGACACUAGAGCGUUGCAAAUUUCCCCUUGUGACAACCCGCCGAAGCCAUUUUCCUUCCUGA
Molecule: messenger RNA, 751 nt
Organism: Phytophthora infestans T30-4
Lineage: Eukaryota; Oomycota; Peronosporomycetes; Peronosporales; Peronosporaceae
Product: tRNA uridine 5-carboxymethylaminomethyl modification enzyme mnmG, putative
Exons: 4
Coding region: 296-751 (151 amino acids)
Biological process (GO): tRNA wobble uridine modification; tRNA methylation
Molecular function (GO): flavin adenine dinucleotide binding
Source: RefSeq, a predicted model, not a curated record